AUGUCGGACCUGCAAGGGCGCAAAACCUUCAAGGUCUUCAAUCAAGACUUCAUUGUUGAUGAACGGUACAAUGUGACCAAAGAAUUGGGCCAAGGUGCCUAUGGCAUUGUUUGCGCCGCCGUCAACACACAGUCGAACGAGGGUGUCGCUAUCAAGAAGGUGACAAACGUGUUCAGCAAAAAGAUCCUCGCCAAGCGUGCCCUGAGAGAAAUCAAAUUGUUGCAGCAUUUUAGAGGCCAUCGUAAUAUUACUUGUCUAUAUGAUAUGGAUAUCCCAAGACCAGACAAUUUCAACGAAACUUAUCUCUACGAAGAGUUGAUGGAGUGCGAUUUGGCCGCCAUCAUUCGUUCCGGCCAGCCGUUGACCGACGCCCAUUUCCAGUCUUUCAUAUAUCAGAUUCUGUGUGGCCUGAAAUACAUACACUCUGCAAAUGUGUUGCACCGAGACCUUAAGCCGGGUAAUUUGCUAGUCAAUGCCGAUUGUGAAUUGAAGAUUUGCGAUUUCGGUCUCGCCAGAGGCUUCUCUAUUGACCCCGAGGAGAAUGCCGGAUAUAUGACUGAAUAUGUUGCUACCCGGUGGUAUCGUGCUCCUGAGAUCAUGUUGAGUUUCCAGAGUUACACAAAAGCUAUCGACGUCUGGUCCGUCGGCUGUAUCCUGGCAGAGCUUCUCGGCGGUCGUCCAUUCUUCAAGGGCCGCGACUACGUUGAUCAACUCAACCAAAUCCUCCACUACCUCGGGACACCCGCCGAGGAGACCCUUUCCCGCAUCGGGUCACCGCGUGCUCAGGAAUAUGUUCGCAACCUGCCCUUCAUGCCUAAGAUUCCAUUUCAGCGUCUCUUCCCUAACGCCAACCCGGAUGCCCUCGACCUUCUCGACCUCAUGCUUGCCUUCGACCCAUCUCGCCGUGUCUCUGUGGAGCAGGCCCUUGAGCACCGCUACCUCCAGAUCUGGCAUGAUCCUUCCGAUGAGCCUUCGUGCUCGUCCACCUUUGACUUCCAGUUUGAGGUUGUCGAAGACGUCAAUGACAUGCGGAAGAUGAUUCUUGACGAAGUCGUCAACUUCCGUUCUCACGUCCGCCAACAGCAACAGCAAGCUGCCUCUCAAGCCCAGCAGAACCAACAAAUCGCGCAAAACGUCCCGAUCCCAGAACACAACCAAGGGACAUGGAAGCAGGACGAGCCUCGACCGCAGGAAGCCCCGCUUCCAGGUGCACAUCAAAACGACCUAGAGGCAUCUCUCCAGCGAGGAAUUGACUUUAUGAAUUAA
Talaromyces proteolyticus is the source of this 1266-nucleotide messenger RNA. RefSeq names its product mitogen-activated protein kinase spm1. Gene Ontology annotation, biological process: intracellular signal transduction; protein phosphorylation. The transcript is spliced from 5 exons. Gene Ontology annotation, molecular function: ATP binding; MAP kinase activity. Gene Ontology annotation, cellular component: cytoplasm; nucleus. Bases 1 to 1266 code for a protein of 421 amino acids. The record is from RefSeq and is a predicted model, not a curated record. Lineage: Eukaryota; Fungi; Ascomycota; Eurotiomycetes; Eurotiales; Trichocomaceae.